AUGUCGACGCUGCCUCUCACAUAUGUAGCGGCAGUCCGCUCGACCACGACCGCGGAGGUGCAACCUGACGUGGCCACAGAUCCCAGGGCUUCGGACUCUGUCCUAGAUACACCCAUGGACACUUCCAGUCCGGAAGGCAUCGCUGUUCCUACUACAGAAGUACCGGUGGCCAGUAGCAUCUCGGCGGUUCCGUCUUUAGACAGCCACCACGAGGUUGCUCACUCCCAGGCAGACCACACUGGUCGCCACGUUAGCAGCAAUAUGGAUCCCAUUUCCGUUCAAAAUGCACUUCCACCUGCACAGGACUCCUCUUCUACCUCGUCGGCUGCAGAUCUUCAAAGCGUCGCAACCUCUCCCCAGAAACACAAGAAAAGGAGGAUCGCCCACAAGGCUGCCGCCAACGCCGCACCACCUUUGCGCGAAAAAGGGGCGCAAAUUGCCCGUUCCUUGCCUGACAUCUCUCUUGACCGCCCCACUGAGCAGCCGCAGCAUGAGACCCCACAGGUCUCGGACGUCUCCGUGCCCCACCCCGAUGGUGCCGGCCAUGUCGCUGCGAACGAGGGACAGACCCCUCGUGAGGACCUCCGAGAUACCCCCGAACAUCAGUCUCACAAUGAUCAGGGCUCAAUUGGCGAGGUGGCCGCUGUUCAUGUGAUCGAGCCUGCAAUACCACCUGCCACCAACAAAUCGGAUGUGGAACCGGAGGAUACUACCGACCAACAGCAACUGACAACAACUUUGAGUGUCACAGGCGAUGCACAACAGCCGCCUCAACGCGACCAACAUGAGGAAGUGGCGGGUAAACAUCGCCUUCACAACAAACCACGACAACAAGCCUCUGGUGGAAACAAACAAGAGAAAGCAGUUGCCAAACAACAGCUCACGAGUGGUGCGCAAGCUGCGAAGCGCAAAAGCGAGCAAGGUAGCGAGCAGCUGCCGCAGCGCACACGCAGGCAUUCGGCGACGUCGGCCGCCGGUGCAGCCACAACACAGGCGGACGAUGCCACGUACACAGACACCGCUGGCGGUCGUGCCCAACAGACCGACCGACCAGCGGAGACGCCCUGGUGGAAGCAGGAGGAGGACGACCCUGGACCCCAUUAG
Molecule: messenger RNA, 1104 nt
Organism: Schistocerca nitens (vagrant locust)
Lineage: Eukaryota; Metazoa; Arthropoda; Insecta; Orthoptera; Acrididae
Product: polycystic kidney disease protein 1-like 3
Exons: 3
Coding region: 1-1104 (367 amino acids)
Source: RefSeq, a predicted model, not a curated record